This is a messenger RNA of Funneliformis mosseae, 6564 nucleotides long. NCBI's taxonomy places the organism in Eukaryota, Fungi, Glomeromycota, Glomeromycetes, Glomerales, Glomeraceae. The record is from the annotation of a GenBank genome assembly.
AUGAGUCAAAGAUCUCUGAUCGAACUUCUGAAAGACCUCACGGAAAAAGAUGAUAUGCGGAUAUGUAGUUCUUUACUGGAACGAUGUCUCAAUACAUCUAUAUCGGAUCUGGAAAAGUUCACUGAUAAACUGUCGCAGCUUCUGCGCGAUUUUCCUGAUGUUUACAUACCAACCCUGCAAAUCUUCAUUUCUUACCUUUGUGAUGAAUCUUCGCGUAAAAAAACUUUACUCCCUAACCGGCGGGAAAGAUGGAUCACCGCGAUUUCAGAUUUCAUCUCAUCUUUAAUCACCACUGUCAUCAUGCAAAACUUUGACCACUCCGACUUUCCUGGCUUUGGAGAGCUUAUACACGAUUGCAUCGAGCUUCUAUGGAAAGUUCAAAAUAUAUCUUUGAUUAGUAAUAAAGGAAACAAUUUAGCCAUCCAGAUGACAAAAAGCUUCUUCAACGCAAUCCUUAACGCGGGUGUCCUGGGAAUUUUGGUAACAGACCCUUCCGGUCGUCGCUGUCUCAAACGCAUUCUGUUUGACUUCAACAUGAUUAACCAUAUUGAACGGGAAGAACUACUUAGAGCGAUAGAUAUGGUCGCGGCUCUUGUGGAGAAAUGUUCUGAGCACGAGGAAGUUUCGAUUAGUCUAUCAGAAUGGUUUUCGGUAUAUAAGGCAUGUACAUCAUUGUUGAACUCCCUUAGGAGAUUCAAGAAUUUGGAAAAGAACCAGUUAGUCAACAAGAAAGAAAUGUCGCUACCCGCGCUGGACGAUAUGGUUAAGCUUGAUAAUAAGGAAUCCAGGACGAUCAGGAAACCGUUUGCGAAUUCCCUUAUGGUGAAUAGCAACUCAUUACCUGUGUCCACACAGGAUGAACGAAAUCUCGCGUUUUUAGGGAUGAGGGCACCUCAAAAGCUAUCAGUUUUACCCAACUUUUUGCAUGCAAUUGAACAACGAAAAAUAGAUUCAUUCCGAAAUUUGAUGGGAUUCUUGUCAUGCGCAGGUUGCCGCAAACAAGCCCUCGUUUAUUUUUCUCCUGAAAAAUACUUUUGGCUCACGGAUAUUGAAAAUGAAAGAAUAACAAGGAUACCAGAUCGUCUUUUCCGUCUUCCAUUCGAAUUUGAUGACGAUGACAGGCUUGGACCAUGGGACAUUCUUCUCAGCGGAGACACGAUCAAACAUAUGCGGAACUUGGAAUCACAUCUUGUGAUUAAAGCAGUCAUGAAAAAACUUGGACAGAUAUCAUCUGGAGAAUGGGAUAAGAACAAACUGCGAUGUGCGGUAGCAACUCACGACAUCCCUGUCUAUGAAAUAGAAAUUCCUGGAAAUAGUGACCUGAAGAUCCUCUGGCAGGUCGAUUAUGGUUUCUCCAUUCGUAGCUAUUUGCUCACGCAAUUUGUUAGAGUUUGGGCCGUCACCGCUGAUCGGGAGCAGAUUCGCAAAAUAUUAGAAAAUCUUUUGAUCGUUCAUCGGGUUUAUACAUUAGAACACAAAUUCCGGUGUGAAGUCGAACAGAUGGGUGGCGUAAUUUUACCAAAAACCUUUGGAGAUGAAGAAGAAACAAGGUCCAUUGAAGAAAAUUUGGAUGUCUCAGAGAAAAAUGAUGAGAGGUUAUUAGAUAUCCAUAAGAUGCUUGUUACAAAUAAGUUUGUACCUUUAUCAGCGAAUUUGUACAAGUCGCUCGUUUUGGGUGGUUUCGAUUUUACCUUCCAGGUAUCCAAGAUAGAAUACGAGAUUAUCAAUAAUCCUACUUCAGCGAUUGUCAUUGGUCGAUCGGGGACCGGUAAGACCACGUGUAUUUUGUUUAGACAGAUUGCUUCACAUUUAAAUAGUCAAUUAUCCAAGACUCCGUCCUCGUGUGGUAGUGACAGGUUUUCUCACAAAAGGCAGAUAUUCAUUACAGUAAGCUACAAGCUGUGCCGUCGGGUGAAGGAAUACUUUAUCAAGUUGCGAGAGUCUGCGAUGCUUGCUGGUAAAAAAAUGUCUAUGAAGCAGUUUAAUGAGUAUAUGAAGAAAAAAGGGAAGGAAGAGGAAAUCCCCGUAAACAAUAACACAAUGCUCGAAGAGGGUGAUGAGGAAAAGGAGCUGAGUGACAUUCCAAACUCAUUCCGUCAGCUGACAGAUCACCAUUUUCCACUGUUCAUUACCUAUGAAAAGUUUUCAAAAAUGCUACAGGGAACCUACUGUAUUGAUAUACUGAAACUGAUCAAACAACAAAAUCUAGAUAAUGAUAAUGCUGCUGAUUUAUACGAAGGCGAAGAGAAAUUCCGUCGAAUAUCUUCUAUCACAAAUACAACCAACAAUUCAUCUGAACAUUUUGUAGACUAUAAUAAAUUUAAAAAAGAUUAUUGGCCUCAUUUGAAUAAACAAAACCUGGAUUGCGGGUUGAUCUACUCUGAAUUUUCUAUUAUUAAGGGUUCAAAUCCCGAUGUGGAUUAUCUCUCAAGAGAAGAUUAUAGAGCCAUCAGUACCAAGAAAUACCCAAUGUUUCGUCACAAUCGUGACCAGGUUUAUGAUUUAUUUCAACAAUACGAAAAGAAGAUGAAGCGAAAUGACCAUUAUGAUUCAAUGGAUAGGACGUUAGCCAUUUUACGUUGCGCAAAGAUGAAAGCACUUGGUGGACCGCAAAUUCAUGAAGUAUACAUUGAUGAAUGUCAGGAUAACCAAAUCGUGGAUCUUGCACUUAUCUUAAAGAUCUUUGAGCGUGUUGAUGCGAUAUUUUUAGCCGGAGAUAUAGCGCAAUGCAUUGCCCCGGGGUCUUCUUUCCGAUUCCAAGAUUUACGCGCCUUGAUGUAUAAGUGGGAACUCAAUCGGAUACAAGUCAAUCACAAACAGCACAGCAAUUUAAAACCGAAACAAUUUGAGUUAAAGAUUAAUUAUCGUUCUCAUAAUGGAAUCCUUCGGCUUGCUGCUUCUGUGAUUCAACUUAUCUGGGACUUUUUUCCCGAUUCCAUUGACUACCCAUCAAAGGAACAUGCCGAGAUUGGUGGUCCACUGCCCGUCUUUUUUGACGGAUUUCAAGAACGACAUUUUGAAGACUAUUUUGCAUCACAAAAUAUUUCUAAUAAUAUCGAAUUUGGCGCCGAUCAGGUUAUUAUUGUACGUAACAACGAAGCUAAAUCGAGAAUAAGAAAGCUAAUUGGUGACGCUGGACUUGUAAUGACAAUAUUCGAAGCUAAGGGCAUGGAAUUUGAUGACGUUUUGUUGUAUAAUUUCUUUUCUUGUUCACCUGCACAAUUAAAGUGGCGAGUAAUUCUCUCCAAAUUGAAAGAUAAUUCUGAAGGGAUCCAGGUCUUUUCUCACGAAAUCCAUUACAUCCUUUCUUCAGAGCUCAAACAUCUUUAUGUCGCGGUGACCAGAGCUCGUCAGCAUAUUUGGAUAUGUGACGAUAAUGCUGAUUAUAGUAGGCCUAUUAAAAAAUACUGGAAAAGUCUUGGGCUGAUUAAAAUUAUCCAAAGUGUGAACGAAAUUAGAACUUUCUCCACCUUUGCUAAAAAGAGCACUUUACGCGAAUGGGAUCAACGUGGGAAAACUUUUUUUGAACAGCGGUUCUAUGAGCAGGCUAUUUUCUGCUUCGAAAAAAGUAAAAACGAAGAGAGUCGCGAUCUAGCUGUUGCAUAUAAUCUUCAACAGAUUGCUAAGAAUGCUUCCGAUAACAACACUGCAAAGUCCAAUUUCAUACAUGCGGCUGAGGCAUUCAUAAAGUGUAACCGUCCCAUCCAGGCUGCUUCAUGUUAUGAGCAUAUCGGCAUGUAUAUAAAAAGUGGUGAAGUUUAUGCCAAUUGCAAUAUGUUUGAGCAUGCGGGAAAUUGUUACAUUAAAGCCAAGAUGAUGAAUUUGGCUGGAGAGUAUUUUGAAAAAGCCGAGCAAUAUAUUGAUGCUUUUUUUACCUAUAAAGAUGGUGGUCUUUAUGGAAAAGCAAUUACUUUAAUCCAGAGACACAGAAAAGAAAUUGACGAGAAUAUAAUUCGCGCUGAAGCUGAAAAUCUACGUUCACGUGGUAAAUAUAAAAAAGCCGCCGAUUUGUUCAUUUGUUUGAAUAAUGAUGAGGAUAUCAUUGAGGCAUUACAAUGUCUCUUACACUUAUGCAGAGUUAAUGUACUGAAAAGCACAAUAACGGAUAUUACAAUUCCAAGUACUUCACAGGAGCUAGAAGGUCUUCUUUCUAAGAUAGCUGAAUUCAGAUCGCAAUUAGUGAAGAAAUCUGAGCUACUGGAAGAGUUUCAGUUAUAUUCAGCUUAUUUCAACAAGGAUCUUGAUGAAGUUUGCGAGUAUUUGCAAAUUUUCAAAACAAACGAAAAUAUAGUUUUCGAGUUUCGUGCGUUAAAUAUAUGGCUGCAGAUUCUUCCUCAAUCUGGUAUUCAGGCCGAGUAUUGGCAAAAUCGGUUGCAAUGUCUGUAUAGGCUAUGCGAUCUGAUCUUUCCUGUUAUAGUCCAACGACGUUAUAAUGACAAUAUUGACGAAAUCUACAAGGAUUUCGAGAAUAUUUUUAUUGUAAGCAAUGUGAAGAAUCGCUUGCAAAAACGCAAAAUUUUUCCUGACAAUUCACUUGUUCGUCUCAUAGAAAAUAUGUGUGAAAAAAACGACAAAAACAUGACCAAAAAAAAUAUGAUAAAGAUAAUGGAUAAUCAGCACGUUUAUGAUGUACAUGUUGUGCAUCAAGCCAUCUCGCAAUUUCUUGCUUCACAUAUCUAUGAACUUAUCUUGGAUGCAGGAAAAAAGGGUAAAGAUAUUCCAGAAAUAGGUUCUUAUAUCUGUAAAUAUACGAACUGUCGAUAUAUACCAAAUUGCCGAGAUCAUCAUGUAACCUCGACACCAUUAAUUCUACAUCAACGCCUGAACCUUGCAUGCCUUCAGUGCACUGUAGUGCAACGUUUGCAAGUUUUAUGUCGCAAAAAACUUUUUAGUAUUGAGCAAACGAAAGAAAUUUUUGGUAUACAAAGGUGGUGGGUUGAAAAAUUAAUUAAAGUUCAUGUACGUUAUCAAUCCCCGCAAACAAGUUGCCCAGAAGUUACUCAUAUAGUAAUCGCCGGAAUACCUGAUCAGACACGUUAUGGGUUUACUGAUCUUGCCCAUAAUAAAUGGUUACGAGACGAAUUUAACAAUGGUAGCGACUUUGAGGUUAUGUUAAAAUACGUGUUCUUAUUUCAGCUGUUGCGAGACGGUUGGGGCUUUAGGAUGUUUGAUUGGAAGAUGUCACAAGUAAAAGAGAUUUCACAACCUGACGAUUUACCCGCCGGUUUUGAAUACAAAGGAUAUCAUCUAGCGAUUCCAGUUGGGAAACGACUUUCGUCAUUCUUUUUUUUUCUCUACUCUAAUAAAGUGAUCGAAGCGAUCUCAAAUCUGAAUCCUUUUAUUCAAUACGCUAUAAUCAACUCUCAAAAGAUUAACUUGACUAGUAUUUAUGCUUUUGGAGACCUUACGACCCUUAUCGAGUUGUCAACGUCAUUAGUUUUCGCAGUCGGCCCUAAGGAUUGCAAAUUUUGCCUUCCUAGAGCUUAUCUUGUUAAUUAUUUUGACAAGUUCACUAUGGAGCCGCUACUUCCGCAAAAACGACGCGCUUAUAAAAUCGAUGAAUAUCUAGCUGCGAUCAAAAAUGUUCUCAAUCAAAUUCAACUACUUCUCGAUCUUCUUCUUUGUAAGGAACCGAUUAAUCCGUCGAUCAUCCUUCGACUGAUACGUCUCUUAGUCCUUAUCGGCUUGAAUGAAUCCACUUUUGAGCAAGAUGUCUUUAAAAUUUUCGAGCGUCUGCACAAAAAAAACGAAAUCUUUCCCGUGAAAAUCAAGAAUUACUUAUAUGAGAAAAAAUUUGUACGCCUCGUUGACGUUCUACAUAAAGACCUCAUGGAGACGGGAUGUGACUCCCUUGUCAUAAUUCACUACAACAACUUUGGCUCAUCAAAAUUUUCUAACUUGGAAAAACAUGGUAUUGUGAAGAUUACAUAUCAAUCUAUUGAAGAAUUCCUUAAUGCCCUUCGCCAGAUUAUGUCAUCAGUAGCCAGGGAUACGGUCUCGGAAAAUCGGCUUUUAAAUAAUAUAGAUUGGUCUCGCCAGAUUAGAAAAUUCUGGAACCUUCAGAUCCACGAUUCUCCCCGUGACCAAGAAGCAGCAAAAAAAAUUCAAACCUGGUUUCGCGAGACUCAAGAGCGACGUCAAAGGACUGUUCACGACCCAAUCUUUGAAAAAAUUUACAAUGAAGUAAGAAAUUUCUGCCAGGAAUUUGCGCUGAAACGGAAGGGUGAAAUAGUGGUACGAAAGUAUAAUAUGCUCUUGAGAGGUUCGACGGUUGACAAAAUCGUGGAAUUGACCAAGUUGCUGAGCAGCAUGGAUAAAAACAAGAAUUAUUUGGGAAAAUUGAAAAAAAGAGACUAUGAUCUUGAAAUAUGUGUUGAGCUAGAGGAAGAAUUAACGUAUGUCCAAGAAGAAGUUGAACAGCUACUGGAUUCAUUAUCUAUUAUAGAAAACAUUGAAAAACAUGAAGAAGCAGAUAUUGAAUGGUUGGAAAACGAAUUACAGCAGGCAAAGAGUGUCAUCGAUAAGGUUUUGGAAUGGAUAGAGAAAUGCGAAUCACUAGAUUAG